Messenger RNA from Trichomonas vaginalis G3, 696 nucleotides. Its product is annotated as dephospho-CoA kinase protein. The transcript has a single exon. The record is from RefSeq and is a predicted model, not a curated record. Gene Ontology annotation, molecular function: dephospho-CoA kinase activity; ATP binding. Gene Ontology annotation, biological process: coenzyme A biosynthetic process. The coding region runs from base 1 to 696 and encodes 231 amino acids. NCBI's taxonomy places the organism in Eukaryota, Parabasalia, Trichomonadida, Trichomonadidae.
AUGAAAAUUGUUGUUCUGACUGGAGGUAUUGCAUGUGGUAAGUCCACCGUUGCUGACAUUUUCAGAAAGAAAUACAGAAUUCCAAUAAUAGAUUGCGAUGUUAUUGCUUAUGAUCAACAAAUGCCAGGUGGAUCCGCAUAUAAGAAAAUAAUUAAUACCUUUGGUAAGCAAUAUUUAAACCAAGAUGGAACAAUUAACCGCAAAAUGCUUGGCCAACUUGUUUUCAGUAAUGAACAGCAUCUUAAAACUCUUAAUCGAAUAACUCAUCCUUUAGUUAAACGAGAAAUCAUACGCCAAGUUUUGGUAAAUUAUUUACACUGCGAACCUAUAGUAAUUGUUGAUAUUCCAUUAUAUUAUGAAGCUAAAUUUCAAUCCAAAUUUUAUUCAGAUGUAAUUACUGUUGCAGCAAAUCAUGAAACUCAAUUAAAAAGGCUCAUGGAGAGGAAUAACCUUUCCGAAGAAGAUGCACUUAAAAGAAUUAACGCACAGAUGUCAGUCGAAGAGAAAUGCAAGCUUUCAUCUAUCGUAAUCCGAAAUGAUUCAAGUAUUCAGGAUUUAGAGAAACAGAUUGACGCUACCAUUAGAAAUUGGCGCCAUUAUAAGGGAAUUAUUGACUUUUUAACGGAUGUAAGGCUAUUAAUUGUUAUUAUUUUUAUCAUUAUAACUAUGUUCUUUAUUCUUAGAGCUUGUUUAUAA